UAAUUAUGCCGUUUAAUAUAGUAGAUAUCAGCUGAUAAAGUUUAGAGGUUAUGUUUUGACGAAAAUUGUCACAAAUAAAACAUAUUUAAUCUUCUAAAAUGACCAUUAAACCGAGAGAAAAAGUUGCCGACGGUGAUGAUGACCCUGUGGAAUCUAUGCUAAAGAAAACUGGAUGUCUUGAACUUCAUUACAAAGUGCAGGAGUGCAUUGCCGAGACCAAGGAUUGGAGAAAAUGCCAGGAUGUAGUAAAUAGUUUUAAGGAUUGCAUCGAAAAGCACAAGCAAGAAGAAAUGUCGAGAAUAAAGAGUUAAUAGUUUACGCAUUUGAUUCAUGUAAUUUAGAUUUUAUUGUGCUGUGUACCUAACUACUUUAGUUUACUAAGUAAAUUAUUGUUUACGAAGUUUGUUAUUCAAAAUGAACAAUAUAAUUUAUUAAAACAUAAAA
Manduca sexta (tobacco hornworm) is the source of this 444-nucleotide messenger RNA. RefSeq names its product cytochrome c oxidase assembly factor 4 homolog, mitochondrial. Gene Ontology annotation, biological process: mitochondrial respiratory chain complex IV assembly. The record is from RefSeq and is a predicted model, not a curated record. Gene Ontology annotation, cellular component: mitochondrial intermembrane space. NCBI's taxonomy places the organism in Eukaryota, Metazoa, Arthropoda, Insecta, Lepidoptera, Sphingidae. The transcript is spliced from 2 exons. The coding region runs from base 99 to 311 and encodes 70 amino acids.